This is a messenger RNA of Scophthalmus maximus (turbot), 482 nucleotides long. RefSeq names its product apolipoprotein C-IV (gene apoc4). NCBI's taxonomy places the organism in Eukaryota, Metazoa, Chordata, Actinopteri, Pleuronectiformes, Scophthalmidae. The record is from RefSeq and is a predicted model, not a curated record. The transcript is spliced from 4 exons. The coding region runs from base 117 to 449 and encodes 110 amino acids.
ACACAACAACGGUCAUCUGGCCGUGACCAAUGUAGACGCCGCUGCGGUCACCUAAUACAAAUAAAAUGGCUUGAUACCACUCCUUUAAACUUCUGUUGACCAUUUCAGAGGAAAAGAUGCAUACAAAAGUGUUUGUUUUCGGCCUGAUCUGCCUAAUGCAAGUGUGCGGGCCAGUUUUGGCCGAAACACUCGCCCCCGAACCAGCGGACUCUCCUGGAAUGCUGCAGAUGCUGGCCAAGAAGGCCAGGGAAGCACAAGAAAAAGUCAAUGAAUUGGUUGGAGGGGUACUCAUGUUGGCUAGCAUGUACCAUGACGAAUACAUCCAGCCGCUGACCAGCAGCUACGCCCAAUGGGCGUCUGAUGUCAAAAGCUCUGCGUGGGAGAAGAUCCAGACCACCCUUGACGAAUACAUGAUGAUUAAAGCAACUAAUGCCACUGAUCAAAACUAAAGAAAAGCUGAAAAUAAAGUAACACUCUUGUCA